Sphaeramia orbicularis (orbiculate cardinalfish) is the source of this 2402-nucleotide messenger RNA. RefSeq names its product retinol dehydrogenase 14b (gene rdh14b). The record is from RefSeq and is a predicted model, not a curated record. Bases 217 to 1191 code for a protein of 324 amino acids. The transcript has 2 exons. NCBI's taxonomy places the organism in Eukaryota, Metazoa, Chordata, Actinopteri, Kurtiformes, Apogonidae.
UACAUUUUUAAUUUGCUUUUAUUCCCUUUUACUAUGUUUGUUAAGUGAGGGCGAAAAUAUUAUCUACAGUGGCUACAGUAAACAACACACCACCGCCUGUUAAGCUGAAAAGUUUGUGCCGAACUACUUCCGGGUUAAUUUUGUAACUACCCUUAACAGACUAUACCACCCUGUUACCUUGUCCCAGCUGUUGACCUGUCAUCGGCACCGUCGUCCAUGUCCACCGCGGUGCUUGUAGCCGCUGUCGUCGGCGGUGGGGUGCUCUUCCUGAUGCGGCGUUUGUUUCCACAGCAGAAGAAAGUGGUGAAACUGCUCCAGUAUUCCGCCGACACGAUGCGAGGAAAGACGGUCAUCGUCACCGGAGCUAACAGCGGGAUAGGAAAGGCCUUGGCCGGGGAACUGCUGAAGCUCCAGGCCCGGGUCAUCAUGGCAUGUCGGGACCAGGGCAGCGCCGAACAGGCAGCCCAGGACAUCAAGAAACAAGCGGGACCAGAACAAGGGGAAGUGGUCAUCAAACACCUGGAUCUGGCCUCACUUCGAUCAGUCCGAAAAUUCUGUGAAGAAAUCAAUGCGGAGGAAAGCAAGAUUGACAUACUCGUCAAUAAUGCAGGCAUCUUCCGGUGUCCCUACACAAAGACAGAGGAUGGUUUUGAGAUGCAGCUUGGUGUGAACCACCUCGGUCACUUCCUCCUCACCCACCUCCUGCUGGACCUCCUGAAGCGCUCCACCCCCAGCCGCAUCGUUGUGGUCUCCUCGAAACUUUAUAAGAGCGGCCACAUUAACUUUGAUGACCUGAACAGUGAAGUAAACUAUAAUAAGUCCUUCUGCUAUAGUCAGAGCAAGUUGGCCAACCUGCUGUUCACACUCGAACUGGCUCGCCAACUGGAGGGUACAGGGGUCACAGUCAAUGCUCUAACCCCCGGCAUUGUGAGGACCAGACUAGGCAGGCAUGUCCAAAUCCCUCUGCUGGCAAAGCCGCUCUUCUACCUUGCCUCACUGGUCUUUUUCAGAAGCCCACUGGAAGGAGCCCAGACUCCACUGUAUCUGGCCUGCUCCCCAGAGGUGGAGGGAGUGUCGGGGAAGUGUUUCGCUGAUUGCGAGGAGGAGGAGCUGAUGGCCAAAGCUACAGAUGACCAGGCAGCCAAGAAAUUGUGGGACAUAAGCAGUAGGAUGGUUGGACUCACUAACUGAGCACAGUCCUGUAGUUUUGACAUUACUUGGGGAACUGCCCUCUUGGGGAUAUAAGCAUUAAUGGACUGCCAUACUGUGCCAAUGGAGUGUGUAAAUUAAGUUUCUCAGAGCAAGAGCACUGAGUGUACACUGCAGUGAGUUGAUCAGGUGAUUUAUAAAGCCAUGCAAUGCACAUGGUCUUUCUAGAAAGUCAAUAAACGUGGAGAAAAAAAAAAAGAUGUAAAAACUUGACUGUGUAAGAUUUGGGAGGAUCUAAGUCCAGAAAUUGAUAUCAUGUUAAUUAAGUCAUUGUAGAAUCAUCUAAAAAUAAGAAUCAAAUGAACCAAUUAUAGGGAGCGGGUCCCCUCUGCUGACUCCCAUCAUGUUGUGCUGUAGUGUUUUUACAGUUGCUUAGAAUGGAUUUCUUUUUUGUCUCCAUUUUAUAGCAUGCGGCUUCCAGCUUCAAGGUACAUUACCAUCAACUGCUAUAUGUGAGUGUGGACCAGAGUUAACAUCCGCUUAACCUAAAAACCCAGAACGGACAAAACAAGCACUGUCUCUACUGAGGAUUUCAUGUUUACUGCAGUCACUCUCACGCAGGUUAAUGAGAGGUGGUUUGCAGUCUGUAGCUUCAUCUAUACGUCACAAAAUUAUACAAACUGACUCUUUAAUAUCAUUGCAAACAGGCCAAAACAGAAUUAAAGUUGCUUGUUUAUUGUAUAAAAGAAGUGCCUGGUUGGUCUUAUUUGUUGGUGUAUAAAUAAAACAAAAAACUGUCAGUGUCUCUUCAUAAUGACCUGACGAUUCUCAAAAACUUGUAGAUCAAAGUGAGAGGAGCCGUUUCUUCAUAUCACUCAUCAAAGACAAGCUGAAGUUUCAUUUUUCCUCCAUUGUGAGGUCACGUUACUGCUUGUUCUGUGCAAAUCGUUGGAACAACUUGAAAUGCAAACCCAUUUCUAGUUCAACUAUUGUAUUGAAUGCUGAAUUUAUGCCUACUUAGACAUGCACUUUUUGCAAAUGGAGGUGGGGGGACAGCUGUUAAUCUGGUUUUAUCCCUUGAUGUGUUUUUUUCUGCUGUGUCUGGAACAAUAAGGUUGUCAGUGUACGUCAGCAAGAUGUUGGUACGCUGCCCCUUUAACAGUAUGGAAUGAAAGAAGGUGACGCUAUUCCUUCAGUGUGAACUUUUGGUAUAUAAGAACAAGUAUUACAAAAUAAAAUAAUGUCUGAAAUGA